GCAGAAGACCAGUAGAACUUUCCUCAGUGGGCAAACUUCAACAGAAGUAAAGGAGUAGAGGUGAAUUGAAGCUGAAUUUUGUUCCAGAAUGAAGAUCCUCCUCAUUUUUACUUUCUGCCUGGUCUCAGGUCCAGUAACCUGCUCUGAUGUGAUCGGUUAUUCAGGAGGCAGCGUCAUUAUAUUCUCUAAUAUAAACUGGUACACACAUGAUAGUAAAUAUAUUUGUAAGGUGGAAGGAAACGACUGCAGUGAUAUAAUACGUGCCGACACCAAACGCCACCAAGUUCAAGAUGGAAGAUUCUUGUUGUACUCAAGCUCAAAAAAACUCUUCUUAGUAUUGAUCAGAAAGCUGAAGCCACAGGAUGCAGGAACUUACAGAUUUGGAUUGGGGAAUCAGGACAACUCUACUGUGAACCUAAAAGUGUAUAAUAGUGGAUCAUGUGAGGUGCCAAAAAUAAUAAACGCUUAUCUUGGACAGAAUAUAACCAUCACCUGUAAAUAUCCAGGGCAGUAUGAGAAAAACUACAAAUAUUUUGACUCAGUGAAUUUUGACAGUAAAAUUAACACCAUUCUUGAUACUGACACAAAAUCUCAGAACGGCAGAUUCUCCAUUUCUGAUGACAAAAGUGCUAAAGUUCUCAGUGUGAACAUCAGCAAUGUGACAAAAACUGAUGAAGUAUUUUAUUUACUUGGCGUGUAUAACAAAGAGGGGACAGUCAGAUAUUGGUCCUUCUUUGCAGAGUUUCAGCUGAACAUUAAAGGGUCCAACAUGAUGACAUCAUCAUCACAGACAGAAAUCCAAUCUACAAUGUGUUUCAGUUCCUCUGCCUUCAUCAGUGUGUGUGUCUGUGCGGUUCUGCUGCUGAUUGGAGGAUUUGCCCUGAUUAUCUACAAACUGAGACGCCAGAAAACGCAAGGAUCAAGACCUUCAUCCAGGAGACACCCCGGGGCCUUUAACAAAGCUCAUUCUGAUCCUGGGAAUAAUCAGGCUGAUUAUGAGUGUCUGAAUCCAGAAACACAGCUCACCCUGUUUAUGACACUAUUCAGGUUUAAGUGAGUCUGAUGAUACAAUCCAAAUCGAGGCAAGAAUUUGUCAGGAUUUAUUUUCAUGCAACAGCACAAUCUGCCAUGUGUUAAUCCGUACUCUGUGUCGUUCUUCUGAAAAUCUUUCUUCAUUACGUAACAUGUAGAUUUGAUAUGCAAAUGACAAGUGUGUUAAUUUAAAUGAGUAAUAAUUGGGAAUUUAACUGCUGUAUGUGCAUCUUUCAGGGUUACACAGUGUGAAUGUGGCACUAAGUAAAAAUAAGGCUGUUUAUAUCAGUGUGUCUAUAGAAAAGAAUUCAAGAACACCUGUCUAUAUAUUACUGAUCCUACUGUACCUUUAUUUGUGUUUAUGAUAAUUGCAUGAUAGUAUGAUAGAUGCCUAUCAUAUUUCUUUAUUAUUUUUUUCUUUUUAUCUGCUUUUUAUGUAUGAAAGCAUAAAACCUUUAAAUAAACCUUUUAACUUU
Messenger RNA from Silurus meridionalis, 1508 nucleotides. RefSeq names its product polymeric immunoglobulin receptor-like. The record is from RefSeq and is a predicted model, not a curated record. NCBI's taxonomy places the organism in Eukaryota, Metazoa, Chordata, Actinopteri, Siluriformes, Siluridae. The transcript has 7 exons. Bases 89 to 1057 code for a protein of 322 amino acids.